Messenger RNA from Ichthyophthirius multifiliis, 933 nucleotides. RefSeq lists its product as hypothetical. Gene Ontology annotation, cellular component: nucleus. The record is from RefSeq and is a predicted model, not a curated record. NCBI's taxonomy places the organism in Eukaryota, Ciliophora, Oligohymenophorea, Hymenostomatida. The transcript has 2 exons. Gene Ontology annotation, molecular function: double-stranded DNA binding. Gene Ontology annotation, biological process: reciprocal meiotic recombination.
AUGUAAUUUAAUCUAUCUGAAAAAAUAAUAAAGAAAAUUGAUAUCUUUGGACAACCGGUUGCAUUAAACAUAGAUAACAAAAGUAUAUAUAAAACAGAAUGUGGAGGGGCAAUAACUAUUUUAACACUUUUUGGAUUUUUAAUAUUUUAUUUUAAUCAGUACAUAUUAAAUACAAAAAUAAAUUUUUAUAUUUAUAUAUUUUUUUUCAAUGAUUUAUAUUUUUUAAAGUUCUAGUCUUUUUUAAAUAAAAAUUAAAUAUUUGUAAUUUAAUAAUAUAAUUUAAAUUAUACUCAUGAUUCUAUAGUUUUUGAUAAUGAAAAUUAUAUGUUUGCUUUAUAAAUAAAAUAACAAGAUUUUAUUAAAAGUCCUUUUUAUUCAAUAAAAGUUUAGUAUAAAGAAAAAAAUGAAGAAAAAGAAAAUAAUUAAAUAAUAAAUUUAGAGCCAUGUACAACAGAACAUUUUUAGAAUUUAAAAAAAGGCUAAAUUUCAAAAGAAGAAUAUAACAAAUAUAAUUUAAACGAUUAUUUAUGUCUUCCCAAAAAAUUCACAUUUUAAAUAAAAGGAACUUAUUAUGGAAAUAAUUUAAAUUUCCUAAAAAUAUAAAGAAUAGAUUGUAAAAAUUAUUAAUUUAAAAUUUGUUAAAAUUAAGAAUGCUUAGAUUAGUUUUUAAUAUAAAAUUAAGGAAAUGUUAUCUUAAAUAUUUUAUAAACUAAUUCAAAAUAAAUGCAUAAUAAAAAGAUUAUGUUUAAUAAUUUAUAACUAAUGAAAUUUUUUUAUCUUUUAAAACCUUAUUUAAAACUAGCUUUUAUUUUACUAAACAUAUAAUUGUAACUAAUGAGGAAAUUUUUAUUGCAGAAAAUAUAAAACAAGAUAUUUAUUAAAUUUUUAAAUAAGAAGAUAUGUAAUCCUAAUAUAUUUAAAAAUAUAAGGUGA